Manihot esculenta (cassava) is the source of this 2381-nucleotide messenger RNA. RefSeq names its product transcription factor MYB3R-1. Gene Ontology annotation, molecular function: RNA polymerase II cis-regulatory region sequence-specific DNA binding; DNA-binding transcription factor activity, RNA polymerase II-specific. Gene Ontology annotation, cellular component: nucleus. The coding region runs from base 585 to 2102 and encodes 505 amino acids. The transcript has 8 exons. Gene Ontology annotation, biological process: regulation of DNA-templated transcription. Lineage: Eukaryota; Viridiplantae; Streptophyta; Magnoliopsida; Malpighiales; Euphorbiaceae. The record is from RefSeq and is a predicted model, not a curated record.
GUCCACCAAGAAGGAAAAUGUCCAAAGUUAAACUAGCACACAAAACAUUCCCCCGUUUGGACUCUCUCGUCUCGCUGAUCUUAUACUCUCCCUCUGUUUCCCGCGAAACUUUCUCUCUCUUUCCCCCCUAGCCUAAUCUUCUCAUAUUUCACAUCAAUCGCUUCCCUAAUCUCAUCUCUUAAUUACAAACUCUCUCAAGUUUCUCUGUUUAGCUUUCUAUCUUUUGUUUCAAUGUCCUUGGCUCAUUUUUGUUUUGUGCUGACGUUACGGUGUUCUUCCUGAAACAAGAACACCUUUCUUCGAAACUAGAGAUUUCUCUUUUGAUUUCCAUUGAUUUUGCAUUCGUCUGUAUUGUUUUUUACUGCAAUUGUUCCGGUUGACCGUUAUACUAUAGCAUAAAUUCAUGUUUAAUGGUCUUCCAAUAUUUUUUAUUGUUCACUUCCUGGUUGGGGGUUUAUUUUCGAAGCAUGUGAUUAGGGUUUUAAUGUUUAACCGAAGACUUCAUUGACGUCCUAUUGAAUGUUGAACAAUCUUUUUGGGUUUCUUUUAUAUUUCCUGGGUUUAAUAAUUUGGAGUGAGAGAUCAUGGUAGAGGAAGCUGCUCUCUCCGAUUCUGAAAAGGGUGGUUUAGUUUCUGCACGUCCUUCAGUCCAUGAUACCUCAGCUAAUAAUGCCGUCACAGAUCCAAUCUCUGUUAAAGGGAGGACAACAGGUCCUACCAGACGAUCAACAAAAGGAGGCUGGACAGAGGAGGAGGAUAAAAUUUUAGUUGCUGCAGUAGAAAAGUUCAACUGCAGAAACUGGAAGAAGAUUGCUGAAUGUGUUCCUGACAGAACAGAUGUUCAAUGUCUGCAUCGCUGGCAGAAGGUUCUGAACCCUGACCUUGUCAAGGGACCAUGGAAACGGGAGGAAGAUGACCUGAUUCGUGACCUUGUUGGAAAGCAGGGGAUUAAGAAAUGGUCAGAAAUAGCAAAACACCUUCCUGGCCGCAUAGGGAAGCAAUGCCGAGAAAGGUGGCACAACCAUUUGAACCCAGAGAUAAAAAGAACAGCUUGGACCAAAGAGGAGGAAUUGACACUCAUCGACGCCCAUAAAAUAUAUGGAAAUAAGUGGGCUGAGAUUGCGAAGUUUCUUAAUGGAAGGACUGAGAAUGCAAUAAAGAAUCACUGGAACUGCUCAGUAAAGAAGAAAAUAGAAUCAUGUUCUGCUCGUAAAUUUGACAUACACAGUUAUAACAAAGGAGCAGAAAUCAGGAAAUCUGAGAUGGACAAUCAAAGCUUUGAUGAGAGGAUGAACCCUGAAAGAAGCAUGCAUGCUUGUCCAUUGGAUUUGGCUCUUGGAAAUUCGAAGACAAGGGAAUUUCAAUUGUCAGCUUCAGAUAAAGGAAAUUGUAAAUAUGCAGUAAAAGAAUUAUAUUUUGGAACCCUGGAUGCUAAACCUUCACCCGCAUUCACUCUAACUAGUGUAGAGUGGAAAGGAAGUGACAAUAAUGCUAACAAAAUUGAGCAUACAAACCAUUUAUCCAACUGGUCUAGUAAAUUAUGUAACACUUCUUCUGAUGAUGUUGCAAGGCUUCAACUUCCGUGUGAAAGAACUCUUGAACUAUCAAAAACAGUAAAUUCUUUGCAUUCUGGAGCACUUUCAGCGCCUUUGACUAUUGCUUCGAGUACUGUUCCUGGCUAUGAUAUCAAAACAGCCGAACUUGAUGACAAAAAGAAAGGUGCGGGAGACCCUGAAAGUGUGGAACUUAAUUGUGGUUUAUUGAGCUCUGAAUCACUUCAGCUAGAUAAGGUUCUGCUUCAAACUGGAAGUGCUCCAAGUACUGGAAGCUACCCCAGGACAACAACAUUGAGUCCAGUUUCCUCUUGUGCUCCAUUAAGCCAUAAUGGAAGAAUUUCUCAUGACCGGAGUAGUCCUGAAUCAAUAUUAUCGAUAUUGAGGAGCGCAGCUAGGAGUUUCAAAAACACACCAUCAAUAAUAAGAAAAAGAAGUUCUACAAGUCGAGCUGAAACUUUUGGGGAUACGAAAUCCGUAGAAAAACGCUUGGAAUAUGCAUUUAAUAUAGGAUGUGAUUCAGAUGGUAAAAGAUUUGGAGAUUCUUGACAACUGAGGCUAAGCUGUCUCAUCUUGAGAUUUAAAAGUCAGCUCAGAAAGUUUCCUUUUUGUCAGGAACUUAUGCUGCAUGUUGAUCAGAAAUCUUUUGCGGUUGAUGGAUAUCUAAUCAUCCAUUUUCAUGUAACAAGAAACUGAACUCUCCUUUGUGAUUCUUGCAGAUACAUAGAUUUUAUGUGUUAGUGGAAAGGAGCACUGUGUUAACAGCAGGACGACAGUUGUACCAUUGAAUUUAGAAUUAUAGAAUAAUAAGUAAUGUAGAUUCACAUA